AAAAAGACAACAAUAGUUCUAACAGUCUCAAUUCAUGUUAAUCGUUCACUUUAUAUUUAAAUGUACCAUCGAAAAGAAGAAGACGCAAUAAAGAGACUUAGUUUAUUAAAAUUAAAAAAUUUAAAUAAUUAUAAUUGAAGAACUUGUCAACACUUUAUCAAUCGAAUAACAAAUAGAUACCCCCCGUCCGCUAGUAACUGCUCCCGAUCCCGAACAAAGUUCAUACUAUUUCAUUAAUACUUAAAUCAGUCGAAAUAACGAACGCACGACAACGACCUGCCGAUAUGAGUGAAAGUGCUGGUACAACUAGUAAUUUUCGAAGUCCCGUAAUAUCGGAAUCGAAUUUAGUACCCCCCGCAGGUCUGGGAGGAGUUGGUGGCAAUAGCAUGACCAACAGUGGUAAUCUAACCCUGAGGACACCAGCUGGCAAUGUAAGAUCAUUGGCGGCACCUCCACUACCUGUGGCACCAUCAGCAUUCGGGGCAGGUGGUUAUGGUACUUCGGCCUACGGUGGUUAUGGAACAGGUGGAUAUGGCGCUGGAGGUUAUGGCUUUGGAAGUAGUUUCGGAGGUAUGGGUGGCUAUGGAGGUUAUGGAAGUUACGGCAGCGGAUAUGGAGGCUACGGUGGAUUUGGUGGAGGUUAUAGUGGUUUUAGCCGUUUCGGCGGUGGCAUGAAUCCAAUGGAUCCUGAAGCCCGCUUUAUACAACUGGCUGAGGCCAGUUCAAGACCAGCAUUCCAAAGCAUUGAAUCUUUGGUUAUGGCAAUUGGAAAUAUUGCUUCCAUGUUGGAUUCAACAUUUUUUGCUUUGACCAGCAGUUUUCGGGCUAUACUGGGUGUAGCUGCCAACUUUGGUCGAUUGCGUGGAGUUUUCUCACAGUUCUGGCAUACAUUUGCCUUAUUCCGUGGCAUAACAUGGCUGUACAGAAAGCUUCUCUAUUGGCUACGUAUUUCUAAUAUUGAUCCCUCCUCGGAAUCCUUUAAGAAAGCCUUUGCCGAGGCAUUAAAUGAAACAUCAACCCAACAAGGUGCUCCCAAAUUGCCACGUAAAGGGCAAUCCCCCUGGCCAGUGGUGGCAUUCUUAAGUUUCAUUUUUACCGCACCAUAUUUAAUCAUGAAGUUGCUAGGAACCGUAUCUCAGACAGCACAGGAAGAAGCUCGAAAUCCCAACAAAUGGAUACAAUCAAUUGAAUCUGUAGCUCUAUACGAUUUCCAAGCUAGAAAUUCAUCAGAAAUAAGUAUAUCAAGUGGACAACGUGUCAUAAUUGCUCCAAAAGAAAUACAAAAUACAUUGGGUCUGCUUAAUACCGGUUGGGCAAUGGCUACAACAGAUGGACAAAAUGCUGGCAUCAUACCGAUAAAUUAUGUCAAAUCCCCACAACAAAUGAGACAGGAACAACUUAUAAAACCAGCACUAGACAUACAACCCCAACAAGCACCUCAACAAAUGCCAAUUCAACAAUUAAGUCAUAGUAAUUUUGAAGCUCAGCAGCCACAAUUAAUGAAUCUGUCACCCAAUGCCUUCCCAUCGCCGCCUGUCAAUGAUUCUGCAGCAACCGUAGUUGAUGAUUUCGAUUUUGAAAUUGCUCCCCAACCAAUAGGUCCUCCACAAACAGCUGAUGUAGCCUUGCAAAAUGGAUUUUAAACAUAAUUAAAAAACGAAAAGGUUUUAAUACACAAAUACAUUCUAAUCGAUACAGACCUUAUAUAGAUCAUAGCGUAAAUAUUAGAAGAAUUCGUUAUUAUUUUUGCAAACCUUAAUUUUUUGUUAUUGUUUUACUAUGUAUAUGUAUAUGUCGGUACUGAAGUAGACUUUAAGAGAAACGUAAGAGAUUGAUGUCAUCUUCAAUGUACACAUAAUAUGCCUUAGUUGGAUAUAAGUUAUGUUUGUAUUAUCUUUGUUUAAGCUUUUUUUUAUAUAUUUUUUAAUAUUGUAUGCGUAAGAUAAAGGGAAAUUAAGGGCGGCGAAAUCAAUAUAAGGAAGAUUUAAUUAUACCUCGAUAAAAUUUAAUAAAUCUAUAUAUAUAAAUGUAA
Molecule: messenger RNA, 2032 nt
Organism: Musca domestica (house fly)
Lineage: Eukaryota; Metazoa; Arthropoda; Insecta; Diptera; Muscidae
Gene: Pex13
Product: peroxisomal membrane protein PEX13
Exons: 4
Coding region: 285-1643 (452 amino acids)
Biological process (GO): protein import into peroxisome matrix, docking
Cellular component (GO): peroxisomal membrane; peroxisome; peroxisomal importomer complex
Molecular function (GO): protein binding
Source: RefSeq, a predicted model, not a curated record